AGGAAAUUCGCCAAUUUAUGAAGUUAUUCGUGGACAGGUCUUUGUACGCGAGUGCUUGUUGUGAAUCAAAAUGAAAUCCCUAGUUUUAAUUAUUGUCAGUUUACUGACAAUUAGCUCAAUUAAUUGUGAAGUGUAUUUCGAGGAGAAAUUCCCAGAUGAUUCAUGGGAAUCCAAUUGGGUGUACAGUGAACACCCCGGUAAAGAAUUCGGCAAAUUCAAAUUAACUGCUGGAAAGUUCUACAAUGAUCCGGAAGAAGAUAAAGGUUUAAAGACCUCUGAAGAUGCGAGAUUCUACGCUCUGUCACGCAAGUUCAAACCCUUCAGCAAUAGGGACAAACCUCUAGUUAUCCAGUUCUCUGUGAAACAUGAGCAAGAGAUUGACUGCGGAGGUGGCUACCUCAAGGUCUUUGACUGUAAACUUGACCAGAAAGACAUGCAUGGAGAGUCCCCAUACGAAAUUAUGUUUGGCCCUGACAUCUGUGGACCUGGUACAAAGAAGGUUCACGUAAUCUUCAGCUACAAAGGCAAGAACCAUCUGAUCAAGAAGGACAUCCGCUGCAAGGACGAUGUAUACACCCAUUUGUACACGCUGGUCGUGAAACCAGACAACACAUACGAGGUGCUCAUCGAUAAUGAAAAGGUGGAGUCUGGAGAGCUGGAGGCCGACUGGGACUUCUUACCGCCUAAGAAGAUCAAGGAUCCCGAAGCCAAGAAGCCUGAAGAUUGGGACGACCGCGCCACCAUCCCUGAUCCCGAUGACAAGAAACCCGAAGAUUGGGACAAGCCAGAGCACAUCCCCGACCCGGAUGCCAACAAACCCGAAGACUGGGAUGAUGAGAUGGACGGCGAAUGGGAGCCACCUAUGAUUGAUAACCCUGAAUACAAGGGUGUAUGGGCGCCGAAGCAGAUUGACAACCCUGCAUACAAAGGAGCGUGGAUCCACCCAGAGAUCGACAAUCCUGAGUACACGCCUGACGCUAAUCUAUACAAACGCGACGAGCUCUGCGCGGUCGGUCUCGACUUAUGGCAAGUCAAAUCUGGCACGAUCUUCGACAACUUCCUGUUCACUGAUGAUAUUGAAGUGGCUAAGGAACGAGGCGAGCAGAUCAAGAAGACGCAAGAAGGAGAGAAGAAGAUGAAGAACCAACAGGAUGAAGCAGAGAGGGAGAAGGAAAAGGCUGAGAAACCAGAUGAUGAGGAUGAUGAAGACCUCGAUGAUGAGGCUGGUGAAGCUUCACCUAUUGAGGACCACGACGAGCUGUAAGCUGUGCGCGUGUUUAUGUGUGUGUGUAGAGACAUUACCGUACCGUCGGGUACGCGAGCGUGUGUGUGCAGGCUCUCGUCGAAGCCGUUAGAUAAAUCUUUCGUUUGUCUUGUACGCCGCUGUGUUCGAGUCCAAUCUACUAUACUUUGAUUUUAAUUCGAUGUUGUAAAAUGACAUUAGUGUUGUCAGUUUUCGUUAUAAAAAUGUGUUGUGAAAUUAUCCAGCUAUUGUAUAAGUUUUAAACUAAAAAAAUACAAGAAAUUAAAAUAACAAGUUCUAAACAUUUCUAAAGCACUAGGAAUAAGGAUAAAUACAAUUUGAGAGCCAUGGAAGUGAAUUACUAUCAUCUUUCAUAAUUAAAUACUUAAAACCAAAUAAAAAGAAAUCAGGAAUCAAUGUUCUUUAUUUAAAUAAAUCAUAGAGUAAACGGAAUUACAUUAUUGAUUGAUUGUCACAACUUAAUGCUACACAUCACUAAUAAGAUAAGUGUGGCAACAUUUUUUAAUAACACGACUUUGUGAUCUGUCAUUUCACUGCAUCGAAUUGAAUGUAGAAUUAUAAUUUAUGGGGUUAACCGCUCGAAAUAUUCCAAUAUUAUCGUCCGGCCGCUUAGUGUUGGCGUUCGGGCUGUACUGAUUUCUGUGUACAUACUUAGAUCACGCUCAGGUUUGGAAAUGUUAUUAUUUGCGACACCGUGUGUCGUAGUGGGCCGGUCCAUUCUACAAUGUCGGUAGUAGCAGCCUAAAUUUUUGUAAUAUUUCAAUACUGAUAUUGUAAAAUGAAUCGUGUUUUGUGUAUGUUUCUCAUUUAUGUUUUGAAAUGAGUCUGAUUAAAUUAAUAUAUAAAUUUA
Galleria mellonella (greater wax moth) is the source of this 2114-nucleotide messenger RNA. It is a transcript of the gene Crt, whose product is annotated as calreticulin. Gene Ontology annotation, biological process: protein folding. Gene Ontology annotation, cellular component: endoplasmic reticulum; endoplasmic reticulum membrane. Bases 71 to 1264 code for a protein of 397 amino acids. The transcript has 7 exons. Lineage: Eukaryota; Metazoa; Arthropoda; Insecta; Lepidoptera; Pyralidae. Gene Ontology annotation, molecular function: calcium ion binding. The record is from RefSeq and is a predicted model, not a curated record.